AUGUUACAUUGGCAUUUCAGCCCGGACUCAAUUACAACUGGUUUUGCCAGCGAUAUCAUAAGAGUUUUAUCUGGUGCUGUCCGGGGGCAAACGACUGCACGCGUCUACUUGCUAUCGUCUGGAUUUUCGUUAGCAUUUGGCAGUAUGUUUGCGAAAACCUAUCGUGUUCAUCGAAUAUUUACACGCAGCGGCAGCAGUGUGUGCAAAGACAGAAUGUUGCGAGACGCACAGUUAAUUUCAUUGGUCUGUGCAUUGUUACUGCUUGAUGGAUUAGUUCUUGGAUUUUGGGUUGUAUUCGAUCCGAUGGAACGACACUUGAGCAAUUUAACUUUGGAAAUAAGUUUAAGCGACCGCAGUGUGGUAUAUCAACCUCAGGUUGAAGUGUGUCGUUCGCAGUCGGGCCAUACGCAGAGCUGGUUGGGCGCACUGUACAUCUACAAAGGUCUGCUGCUGGUUGUUGGCGUUUAUAUGGCAUGGGAAACAAGACACGUCAAAAUACCAGCCCUCAACGAUUCACAAUACAUUGGCGUUUCGGUUUAUAGCGUUGUAAUAACUAGUGCUAUCGUUGUGGUUUUAGCGAAUUUGAUAUCAGAACGAGUCACAUUAGCAUUUGUAACGAUAACAGCAUUAAUAUUGACAUCAACAACAGCCACACUCUGUCUGCUCUUUCUGCCGAAAAUGCACGAUAUCUGGGCCAAAG
Sitodiplosis mosellana (orange wheat blossom midge) is the source of this 700-nucleotide messenger RNA. Its product is annotated as gamma-aminobutyric acid type B receptor subunit 2-like. The record is from RefSeq and is a predicted model, not a curated record. Gene Ontology annotation, molecular function: G protein-coupled GABA receptor activity. The transcript has 3 exons. Gene Ontology annotation, biological process: G protein-coupled receptor signaling pathway; gamma-aminobutyric acid signaling pathway. Gene Ontology annotation, cellular component: membrane; G protein-coupled receptor heterodimeric complex. The annotation marks the transcript as partial. NCBI's taxonomy places the organism in Eukaryota, Metazoa, Arthropoda, Insecta, Diptera, Cecidomyiidae.